GAUUAUUAAAAAAAAAAAGAUAACAAUACGAAUGGAGUCCGCUACGUGGUGCAAUUUCAUUCUGAUUUUUGACGUACAUCGUAGUUACACAUAACAAUUAUGAAACUAAAAGUUAUUUAAUGUUUUAUUUCAUGUUUGCGUAAGUUAUUAGUUUUUACGUGAAUGUACUUCUGAAUCAGACAGUAUGUGGGUUUUGUCUUUGCAUUAUUUCAAAUGGUUUAGGGCGCAGUCAACAACAAUGUUUGACUACUGGAAAAAGCUACUUAUUCUUUUGGCGUGUAUUGAAACAUGUCGAGGCUUUUAUGUGCCUGGUGUUGCACCUGUAGAAUUCAAGAAAGGAGAUAGAAUUGAAGUUAAAGCAGUGAAAAUGACUAGUACUCAUACUCAGUUACCGUAUGAUUAUUACUCGCUACCAUUUUGUGUACCAAAGAAUAGAAAAGUUGUUUAUAAAACAGAAAAUUUAGGGGAGGUUCUGCGCGGGGACCGCAUCGUCAACACCCCGUACGAGGUCCAGAUGGCCGAGAACAUCUCCUGCAGGCUGCUGUGCCACUCCCCCAACACGCCCAUGCACUGGAACGACGACCAGUCCCAGAUGGUCGUCAACCGGAUCCAGCACGAGUACUUCGUCCACUUGCUGAUCGACAACCUGCCGUGCGCGACGAAGCUGAGGAACCAGGAGACCAAGGAGGUGCACUACGAGCACGGCUAUCGCCUGGGAGGGGCCGUGGGCGACAGCAUCUUCAUCAACAACCACCUGAAGCUCAUCCUGCUGUACCACAGCAAAAACAAGGAGACGUACAGAGUGGUCGGUUUCGAAGUGGAGACCAGCAGCGUGGACGUGAAGGAGUACACGUUUGACGGCGACUCGUGCUACUUCACCAACCACCUGAAGCCUCAGUACGUCAGCAAGAAAGGCGGCACCAGCCUGUACUUCAGCUACUCGGUCGAGUGGAAGGAGUCGGACGUCAGCUGGGCGUCUCGCUGGGACAUCUACCUGGGCAUGAGCGACGUGCAGAUACACUGGUUCUCCAUCAUCAACUCCCUGGUGGUCGUCUUCUUCCUGUCAGGGAUCCUGACGAUGAUAAUGAUCCGCACGCUGCGCAGGGACAUUGCGCAGUACAACGCGGACGAGAGUCCCGAGGAAGCGAUUGAGGAGACGGGCUGGAAGCUGGUGCACGGAGACGUGUUCCGACCGCCGCGCUACCCCCGCCUCUUCGCCGGCAUCAUCGGCAGCGGCAUUCAGAUAUUCUUCAUGUCCCUCAUCACCAUAUUCAUCGCGAUGCUGGGCAUGCUGUCGCCGGCCUCCCGCGGAGCGCUGAUGACUGCCGCCAUCUUCCUGUACGUGUUCAUGGGCCUCAUUGCCGGCUACUUCUCUGCGAGGCUCUACAAGACCAUGAAGGGCCGUCAGUGGAAGAGGGCAGCAUUCUUGACUGCAACUCUCUACCCGGGCGUCGUGUUUGGGCUGGGAUUCUUCCUGAACUUCUUCAUCUGGGGGAAGCAGUCGAGCGGUGCCUUGCCCUUCUCCACGAUGAUAUCCUUGCUCUGCCUCUGGUUCGGGAUAUCCCUGCCGCUCGUCUACCUGGGCUACUACUUCGGCUACAGGAAGCAGCCUUUCCAGCACCCCGUGCGCACCAACCAGAUCCCGAGACAAGUGCCGGACCAGCUGUGGUACAUGAAUCCCCUGCUGAGCAUGCUAAUGGCUGGUGUGCUCCCUUUUGGAGCUGUAUUCAUCGAGUUGUUCUUCAUAUUUUCUGCCAUUUGGGAGAACCAGUUCUACUACAUGUUUGGCUUUCUCUUCUUGGUGUUCAUAAUCCUGGUCAUAUCAUGCUCCCAGAUAUCCAUCGUGAUGGUGUACUUUCAGCUCUGUGGCGAGGAUUACCACUGGUGGUGGCGUAGCUUCCUCGUCUCUGGAGGCUCUGCAAUCUACGUGCUUUUGUACUCUGUGUUCUACUUUGCCACGAAACUGGAGAUAACGGAGUUCAUUCCGACGCUGCUCUACUUUGGCUACACCUUCAUAAUGGUGUUCACAUUCUGGCUGCUCACUGGAACAAUAGGAUUUUUUGCAGCCUACAGUUUCAUUCGCAAGAUCUACGCAGCUGUUAAAAUCGACUGAGACCUCUGAGAUGUGCUCCAUCGUUCGAAAGACUUUGUAAUGCAUCGAACAGUAUUUGUGAAAUAUUUUUGUGCCGGUAACAAAACAUUGUGAUAGUGUUCCCAAAGAUUUUUUUUAGUGACGGAAAAUUAAUUCAAGAUAUGAUCACAAUGAACUGUUUUUCUGAGAAUGGAGUAUUGCAUCAGGACGGCGAGUGCACUAUUUUGAACUUCUCUAAUUUAACUUGUACACACAGACAGCUGGUGCAAGAAAAUUAGUUAAUAUUUAGAUUUGUUCUCACUUGAAGUGGAGAAAAAAAAACUUUUUAUUUUUUUGAUGUGCAUCUUAAUAGGGACUUAGUUUACACAUGAAAUGAUUGUUUUACUUGUGAUUGUCGUGCUUAUAUGUAAAAUGAAUUUAUUUGCAUUUUGAAAAUACAAUAUUACUUGUAUCUUAAUUUUAACAUUGAAUUUAGUAUUUUUAUGAAUAACCUUUCUUAAUAAUUUUAAGUUUUUUCUUGUACAAUGAAAGGUACUUUUUCCGGUGUGCUACGGUUGAGCAUAUUCUGUAAUGCAGGCCCAAGCUGUUGAUUAGCUGCCAAGUCUCAUUAGGCUAUUGUUUCAGUGGAUGUGUGUUGUGAUUAAAAUUAAUUUGUCAGAAUAGCUCAGAAUUGUUGGUCAGAACUUAGUGGUUUCAGUGCAGGCGUGUUCUUAUAUCAGUUUGUUCAUAUACCAGCGAAGAUAGAAUCCAACGACAAUGCGUAUUACCUUUAAAGUGAUUAUUAAAUAGUAUUGGAAAAAAAAAAAACUGAAGAUGUUAACAGAUUGCUGGCUGCAAGAGAUGAUAAAGGAGAGUUUUAAAUGCUUUUUCAAGAUCCCUCUUCUGCCUAGAAAGAUUUCUGUUGUAAUUUUUUUUUCUUGCAUAUCCGACAGACGCUUGUUUUCAAAUACAAGACUAAUCAAUUUUUUUUUACAUUCAUUGUUAUGAUCUAUUGAUAACUUACAAAUAGCAUUUGGAUGUCACAACUAAAUGCGAAAAAUCAAACUGGUUUUAAUAACCAACUACAGUAAACUCCCGGUAUAUCGCGCCUCGAUUGAUCGCGGAAUCGGGUAUAUCGCGGGUCAAACCAUGUCCCCCAGUCAGAAAUGAAUAAUAAUAAUGGAAUAAAUGGUUGACAGCCGAUUAGGAUAAUUUUGCGUUGUAACUAACAAACUAAGCAUCGGGCAGAAAAAAGCCUAGGCGUAGAAAAUGUCCGCAGUAAAAUUCUAAACAAGAUAUCUCCGUACAUUAUUCCUCUAUCUUGUAGGGUUUUCAAAUUAUGGUCCAAUCCAGCCCAGUGAUAUUUUCUGAAACACUAGUUCUUAACGUCGCUUUAUCUCACAAAUGAAGCAUCGGACAGGGGACCUGAUAAAGCCCACCGUCCAGCGACAUCCAGCGUGACUCGGCUGGGGAUUGAUGUUGGAUAGGCUUGGUUGUCGGCAAGCGCUGGGUAGGGAGAGGCGAGCCGAGAAUAUGGAGAGAAGUAGAGAUUAGAGCGGGCAGAAACACGAGGGGGAGUGGGGGAGGGAAUGUGUUCACGCAGCACACAGGCAGAGCAUGAGUCACUUGACUGAGCAGCGUCCCUGCGUACAAGGCAAAAUCAGGUAGUCCGGUGUUUAAAAUUCCACUCCAGAAUCUUAAUUGGUACUUUACUGGACAUCUGUAUAUAAAUGUUUUGUUACAACUUAAACCUACAGACGUAAUAUUAUUGGGUAAUUCAUUGUAUUAUACAAGUUCAUCUUUUUACUUUGGUAUAAUGUUUUAACAUUAAAUAGUAAAGUAAAUCGGCUAGCGUAUUUUUAAUCUUUGCCCAGGAAUUCCCAGUGGUCCAAUAUUUACGUGAACCAUACUGUACCACUUUUGACGUGAGGUAGUAAACAAGUCCCGGAAAUGUUUAUGUGUAGCGGUCUCCCGACCUUUAAACAGAGGCUGGGGAAUAUAACACUUGCCGAUCCGAGCCACACACACUCAGCAACUCGACACAGCGUUUGGUGAAAUAAGUAAAGACAAAGUUCAACACGGUUUUUAAUACGGCGUCACUGAUUGCGCUAAAAUUAAAUUGGCGCAAUUUUUGUUUCCCACAUGUGACCAUUUAUAAUUUACUGUAAGCAUGGAUAAUAAAGUUUAACCACUUGACACGAUAGACGAUUCUUUAUUUUUUAUUGUACGAAUGCUAGAAUCGUUUUUUCCCUGUAUCUGCGGCCUGCUUCUACAAAAGACAAGCUAUCUGUAAGUAAAUCUAGAAUUUUUAUUUUGUCAAUCAAACUCGGUACUUUGCGAUUCAUAUUCGGUUUGAAGUAUCACUACGGCCUUUCUUUUUAGAAGACUUUGACCACAGACUCGUGUGUAACCGCACACACUGCACUUACUUUGUUACGGACACUGACGAAGCAGAUACUGUGGCUAACAACACGAGACUGGCAGCAGCAGCUUGUGUGCCGCACGUGUGUAUGGCGGCGUGUGGCGCGCUCGUAGGCCGUGCGACAAACUGUGCGCGGCACGCGGAAAAAUAAAAACAAUUCAACAUUUAAUAUUUAUCUUUAAAAUUUAUUAUUUUUAUUUUUUCACCCGUGUUUAGUGAAAACUGCGGAUGCAAAGUCCGCACAAAGGCGGGCUGUCUAUACUGUGCGUGCUUGCCGACCUAUUAGAACACAGGCUGUGUUUUAUGCCUUUUGACCUUGGUCACAUCGAAACAUCGCGGUUAUGCAACAACGCGGGUAAAAGUUAUGUCCCCCGACAACCGUGUUAAAUAGGGAGUGUACUGUAGUUCUUAUGUGUGUGUGCGUGAUCUACAGAGGUGGAUGCAGGAAGUGUGAACACUUCCAUUUCAUUCUCAUUGUUUGACAAACUCUUCAGAACACAUGUCCACUGUAAUCAUAGCCUUACUGUUUUGCGGGUGUUUAGUUCGCUCAGUGUGUAUCGUUAAUGUAUGUUUUCAUUUCAGUACAGUGUUUCCUGUUUAGUAAUGGGUUGCAUUUCACAUUUGUCGGGCACAUUUCCAUAGUAAUAUUUCAAAGAAGGCCAAUUGUAAUCUGCAUUUUUUUUUUCUAUAGAGUAAUUUAUUCAAACUUGUUUCAGAUCCCAUUGUACUACAACAUAGUAAUUUUUCUUUGUCAUACCGACUGAUACUAUGUUCAUCAUCAAUGAUCUGGCAGAAUCAAUAAUCCGGGAGACAAGGUUAUACGGUGAACUGCGAUAAAACCGAAAUAACACUGAAAAGCAUGUCAAUAUACCAGAUACACUGAAAUUCAAGUUAAUGCCCCAUAAGUAGAGACAUGCAAAAGGUGUGUUUAUUUUGUGAUGAAAAGUGGUGUUAUUUUCCCUUAAAAUCGGUGUUAUUUUUACCUAAUGGUGGGGUUAUUAUUUUUUUUAUUUCUACAAUUUCAAGUGUAAGAAAUAUGAAGAGAACAUUGUAAUAUAAUUGCACCAUCAAUUGAAACAUUAUAAAUUAAAAUUACACAAAUAUAGGUUAAAAAGACACAAGUUUAAGAAUUCAGAUUCUAAAUUAAGUCAACCCAAUAAUUUCAGAACCAAAGUACUUUGACACAACAUUUAACUUUCAAAUGAAAAAAUAGCCAUUGUAGCUCAAUUUUCUUGUUUCAAAUUAGUUCUCUUGUCAGUGAGAACAUUAUUGUAUUGUAACAAGAAGCGUUCCGAAUCAACGUUUGCACACAACAUCCACACUGCUUCCAGGCACUUGUCAGAAAAUUCAGGUUGUGAAAGUUUUAAAACUUGAAGUGCCUUCACUACAUCCACACUGCUUUCCUUCAUUUGUUUCUCAACUAUCUGUUUUAACUCUCCAAAACCGGUGAUCAGCUCCUGGCGGUCCAUUUCUUUCAGAGUAGAAACUUUACACAACUUAGCAAGCAAAAUAGGGCUCAUGUCCAUAAUCAAAAUAUUUUUUGGAUUAAAGACAGUCAGUGUUUCAAAGUCAAGUCUGCUUGGAUCUGUAGCCAUCAAGCUGGUAAGCUUCACCAGAGAUUUUGUAGACACUUGCACUACACUUAUUUUCACAGCAGCUGCUUUCGUGGUGUUCAUGUGGUCCAAAACUUGUUUUGUUUCGUCAAAAAAAUGCACUCCAUGUUUCCAAAGUUGCGCUGCACCUUGGUAAGCUCACUAUGCAAAAUAUGAGCGUUUGGCUAGCUCCAGUCUUCUAGCCUCGUUAUUAAUGUAUUUUUGGAUAAAAAAAAUUUUUUUUAACACAUAUCGCCCAACUACGUAUUUACCCUCGCAUAUAAUCCACUAUCACGGAAUUCUCGCUCACGAAGUUUGGUGAUUGCUUGAGGUUUCGGCAUAUUUUACACUUUCAAACCUAUGCUGAGAAAUAUGAAGACGUUUUCUAUCACAAACUACAGUUUUUAUAAAAUAGUUGCACUGUAUACAACAUUUUUAAACAAAAAUUCCUAUUCAUAAACAUAAAACGUAAUUUUUAAGUUUGUUUACUGUAAGAGAACAAAAUUAAAACAGUUUGCACAGACCAUAGUACAUGCAAGAUGAACAGUUGUGCAUAAUUUAUAAUUUGCUUCGCGACACAAGCGCUGUAACGCACAAAAUAUCCAACAAAAUGGCCGUACAUUACUCUUUGACUCUGUAAACGUGCCUUCGAGACUUGAGCGUUUAGUGCACGAGUGCAGUUCGCCAAGAACGCGUCGUAUCAAAUAAAUAAUGAAACGUAAACAUUGGCAAGUGUAGUCUUUACGUUGAUGGUGUUAUCAGUGGUAACAACGGCUAUUUAUUUACUUUUUUUAAGUUACCAAAUGGCGGGAAAGUGUGGUUAUUCGUGGUAAACAAACGAUUUCGCAAAAAAAAAUCGCGGUAUCAGAAAUUAUGUAAAAGUGAGGUUAUUCGUGUUAAACUUACGAAUUUCGCGUAAAAAUUCGUUUUAUCGUAAAUGCGAAAUUUGCAUGUCCCUACCCAUAAGCCAUAAAGCACUGAAAUACAAUUAAAAUAAUGAAACUACGGUAAUCAGCAUUUUCAAUCAAAACCUAACUCUAAUGACAAAUAUGUAAUCUUUUAAAUAGCAAAUUCAAUAUAAGUAACUUAGUAUGUUUUUAUGUGAAAAAAUUGUCAAAUCCUUGCAUCUGUUAUUAGUUACACCAAUCCCUCACUGAGCACGACUAAUGCGUUCCUAAUAAUAUUCAUGUUAUCCGAAAUCGCGUAUUAUGAAGCAUUGGUCUCCAUAAAUAGCAAGGCUAAUUUACUUAAUGUGUUCCAAAAUGUGUAGGGAAAUAUUUAUAAGCCUACCAUCGAAUACUUCGUAUGACGGUAUGACAAAUACGACAUAGCAUAACGGGAGAUACGUGGUUUAUGUACUACUUUAUCGUCAGUUGGCUGGCUGACUUGCCCGCCCGGACAUGACUUCAACUCAUGUCGCAUACCUUUUCACGAACUUCCCAAACCAUCCUUUACUGACAGUAAAACCGAUAUUACUGUCCAGAAAUUUACAUUUUCAUUUUUCAAAAAUUAAAGUGCUUAUUCGUGUAUCACACCUUGGUUCACACGAAUCCUGUCAGGUACGUGAUUUUUUUGACGUGAUAAUGUCUAAUAAAUCGAUGAACGCCGGCUGCACGCACGAAAAAGUGUCCCACUACGGAUGUCCCACUACGGAUGUGUCCUGUUUGCUCAUUGUACGCAUGUGUGGCAUCUCUCUUCAUGCUCAUUCAUUGUACGCAUGCGUGGCAUCUUUCUUCCACUCGAUUGGAACAACCAUAGAUUUGACUUUUCAAUCAUAUUUUCGUCGUUUGAAUUAUUAAUAUUAUGUAAUUUAAUGAUCGUUUACCGAUUUUCAGCACAAUCAGUAUGGUUAUUUAAAAUUAAUGUUGAAUAUUCAAAUACAUUUUGAACCAACAAUGGUUUUUUUACAGUUACACAUAAUAAUUCAAAUUACACCCGGGAUCUUUUGCACAAUGUUUUAAAAAAUAUUGUAACACAUUAUAAAUACGUUUGGUGUAUUUGGGAUGCGUAUGUUAUAAAAUCGUGUUAUAAAAACGAAAUAAUAUUAUUCCCCUAAGGUGAACAAAAUUUUUAUAAAUAUGUAUAUAACAUCUAAAAAUAUUACUUUUAUAAGUAUGGCCUCGUGGCCGUGGGGUUAGCCACGCUAACUUUCAUUUCAUUUCAAUCCUUUGUAUCCAUACAAAAUAGUGAUAAUUCAAUAAAAAUGAUUCAAUGUUAUUCAUAAAAGUAUGCAGAGGUAGAUUUUAUCAUACAAAAGAUAGAAAAAUUUAAAAAAAUUUUCUUCCUUAAAGAAUAUAAUAUUUUUAAUGCCUAAAUGGUUUGGUUGCAAAAACCUAUUACGGCUCAGUCUCAGGCCGAUUAUGAUAUUUCCUUUUCUUCUGGAUCAAUCAUUUCAUCAAUGUUUUGUUAUAACGUUGUCACGUUAAACUAUCGUCCGUAAACCGACUUUACAGACAACCAAUUUUUUUUUUCUUUGCACCAUUCAUUUAACAACCGUUUCCAUGUGAAUCAUCUGUUCAUUUAUGUUCUGGUAUCUCAUGUCAGAUGUAUUCCCCCUAGUACAACCAACAUCAGCACCAGCAUCAGACUUACAUAAAUGUUUGAUAUUCCUUAUUUUGUAUGACUGUGCUGAUGUUUGUAAACUAACUGUAUGCCACAGCACAAAUGUUGUUUACAGAAGUUGAAACAGACUUCGUGGCGUCAUACCCGACUUUUUUUGUGCCUGCGGAGAUUUUGCGCUAACUGAACUGGGGCAGUGAAAUCUGAAGACAUGCUAAGUGAGGGAUUGGAGUACUUAUUUUUUUAUUAUGACGUUAGUACAUUUUUCAAUCACAAAACUACCAAACAGAUUAAUUUUAUUUGUUCCAAAUAGUUUGUGACAUGCUUACUAUAAAUCAUAUUAUUGUAAAAGUAUAUUGUGUAUCAUUCAAAGUGACAUUGUUUUGUCAAAAUUAGUACAAUGAAACAUUUUUGGCUCAGUAAUGUGCUAUAUCUUUUUUAAUAAAUAAAUUUGAUAAAAAACAAAACCAUAAAAUCUUGGAUUAAAGAUCCUUUCACUGUAAUAGGUUAGCAGUUUUAAGUACUAUGUAUAUGUGGUUGUUACAUCUGAGCUUAAUCUGUGAGACUGAAGGGAAUAAAGUUGCACAACACCACUUCCCAGCCAAAAAAAUUAUCCUUCAUGUAGUCAUUCAAUAUAAUACUUAUAAAUGUGUAAAUGUAUGCAGCAAACUCAUUUUCUGCACUCACGGCUUGUAAAGUUAUAAUGUUAAAAAAAUACACAUAUGCACAAACAUAUAUAGUAAGCAGCCGGUAAAUCUUGUUUCAUUCAUGAACUACUUAUGUAUCAGUUAAGCUAUAGAAGUAACACCAUGUUUAUUACCAGAUGAUUUUUAUUCCAACAGAAUUUAUAUGCAGUGGAAGCUUACAAUGCUACAACUAUGACAACUUACAAUGGCAGAUGAUUUCAUCGUAACUAUAAAGCACUGGAGCACUUGAAGCCAAAAAUAUACUAUGUAUAUACAUAUAAUAAAUUAAGUCCAAAGUGAAAUUCUCACAUCGUCCAAUAAUGUAUGAAUUUCUCUUUGUAUCCCUAAAAUGGUGCUUGUAGAACAAAAAUAUGCAUAGAACAAAAAUUGCCAAUGUAUUCAUGAAAAAAAAAAAA
This is a messenger RNA of Bacillus rossius redtenbacheri, 9746 nucleotides long. RefSeq names its product transmembrane 9 superfamily member 4 (gene TM9SF4). NCBI's taxonomy places the organism in Eukaryota, Metazoa, Arthropoda, Insecta, Phasmatodea, Bacillidae. Gene Ontology annotation, biological process: protein localization to membrane. Bases 185 to 2113 code for a protein of 642 amino acids. The transcript is spliced from 10 exons. The record is from RefSeq and is a predicted model, not a curated record. Gene Ontology annotation, cellular component: membrane.